UCUCUCUCUCUCGUCUCUGCAUUUCUGUCCUCUUCAUAUCACUUGGAAUGUGGCACUCUUUGGCUUUGACUCUGUUUGGAAUCUCUGCUUUGGUCCAGGUAUCCGUGCAGGGCCCUUACCAGAGGGCUCUGUUGAAAAGCCUGCUCAAGGAUUACAACCCGAUGGAACGGCCAGUGGCCAAUGACUCCCAGCCCCUCACAGUCGUCCUCUCACUCAGUUUGGUACAGAUCAUGGAUGUGGAUGAGAAGAAUCAGGUUCUCACCACCAACAUUUGGCUCAACAUGCGAUGGUAUGAUCAUUAUCUACAGUGGAACCAGUCAGAAUAUCCAGGAGUGAAAAACCUUAGAUUUACCACUGACCAAAUUUGGACACCAGACAUCCUUCUAUACAACAGUGCCGAUGAUGAGUUUGACUCGACCUUUAAGACCAACGUGCUGGUGAACUCCAGUGGCUACUGCAAUUACCUGCCUCCAGGUAUCUUCAUGAGCACCUGUAAUGUGGAUGUUCGCUGGUUCCCCUUCGACAUCCAGAAGUGUGAGCUGAAGUUUGGCUCGUGGACCUUCGAUGGCUGGUUGCUGGACCUCCAGAUGAGUGAGGCGGAUAUCUCAGGCUACAUGCCCAAUGGCGAGUGGGACCUUGUGGGAAUGCCUGGCACCCGGAAUGAGCUCUUCUAUGACUGCUGUAAGGAGCCAUACCCAGAUGUGACGUUUGUGGUGACCAUCCGCAGGCGGACGCUCUAUUAUGCCCUGAACCUACUCAUUCCUUGCGUGCUUCUCUCCUCCAUGACACUGCUCAUCUUUCUGCUGCCCGCUGACUCUGGAGAGAAGAUCUCACUCGGUAUUACUGUUCUUCUCUCUCUCACAGUCUUCAUGUUACUGGUAGCAGAAAUUAUGCCUGCCACCUCUGACUCCAUUCCACUCAUAGGGCAGUACUUUGCUAGUAUAAUGAUCAUUGUUGGAAUGUCAGUAAUAGCAACUGUGGUUGUGCUACAAUAUCAUCAUCAUGACCCAAAUGGAGGAAAUAUGCCCAAAUGGGUGCAGCUGGUGCUGCUCCAGUGGGUGGCCUGGUUCCUACGCAUGAAGCGCCCAGGUGAGGGCAAGGUGCCCAAACGGCCGCCAUGCGCCCCACAUCUCCGCCGCUGCUCCUCAGACUCUCAGAGUGGCAGCCUGCCCAAUGCGGCUGGCUCUGCCUCGGCCGACAUCCACCAUACCCACCACCAUCAUAACACUCCCCACCACUCCCACACCCACCCACCCACCACCCUGCACCCGCUCCAUCCCCAGAGCCUGCUACAAGCAGCCGCAGCCGCAGCUGCUGGUGGUAGCCACCCCAACCACUUGCACUCACAUGGCGGUGUUGGCAGCAACAAUGGUAACCUGCUCUACAUCGGCUUCUCCAGCCUGGAUGAGGCAUCGCCGCUGGGCCUGCUAGGUGAGCCCAUACCCAGGAACAGCAUGUCGGGUGGCUCACGGGCUGCUGCCGUCCCGCUCCCUGUCUCCAUCCCUGCCUCCUUGCCACCAGCCCCACCAUCUAGCCCACCCCCACACCUGCCCUCGCAAUUCUGCAGCCCACCACCCCCCCCCACGCCCAACCUGGAAGCCACAGGAUGCCCCAGCACAGUGUCGGGUGGCGGAGGCGCCUGCUCAUGCUCUGCAGGCAGUGGCAGUGGUGGCGACGCCCAGCUGCAGGCCAUCCUGGAUGAAGUGCGCUACCUGGCUGACCGUUUCCGCGCACAGGAUGAGAAUGACAGCGUAGCAGAGCAAUGGAAGUUUGCGGCAGCUGUCAUCGACCGCCUCUGCCUGGUGGCCUUCAGUGUCUUCAACAUCAUCUGCACAAUCUCCAUCCUCAUGUCAGCGCCCAACUUCGUUGAGGCUGUUUCCAAGGACUUCAUCUGACAAGUCGUUGUCAAGCACAAUGAGGGGAUGCACAAUGACGUCAGAAGGCCAUGCUGUAACUGGGGAGAUCUUCCACUAUCUCAAGCUGUUUCUCAGUGACCUUCCUGUCAGAGAGAGAAGCAGGUGUUUAAUGUUUGAAUGUUGAAUGGACCGUACUUUAUAGCUUGGGGAAACAAUGUUAUGCGGGUGAAAAUUGAUGUAUCAAACCCUCUUAGUUAUGCCAAACUGUGAUGACCUUCAGUGUGUCGCAAUGGAACCUUCACUGGUUGCUGGUGGAUUCUCCGUGGUCAAGUAUUCUGCAUCCAGGUUAGGCAUCAGGGUGAAAAAAUGAAAAGACACAAGAGAUGAAAUGGAUAAAAACUGCAGCUUUGGAAACAGUAUCCUGCUGAGCAUGAUUCCACACAGAAAGGAAGGCAGUAGCCUUGUUUAACAGGUAAAACUAUUGUUUAAAUAGUGCAAGAUCUUUUUUACAUCCAAGUAUAUUUUGGGAAUGCAUGUGCUCUGACUGGGAAACACAGUUGGUUAGAGGGAUCAACAAAAGAGAACGUGAAAGGAGAGAAGGUGCUUCACACAUAGUCGACAAAUGGUGUGGGUGGUAUUGACUCUCCAAGGAUUGACAGCAAACAGAAGAAAGUGGGUGGAUGGCAACUGUUCCUGCUGCAGCUUGAGUGAAGGAGUGUUGGAAUAUAGAUGGAUGCAGACAUGGUGUAAGGAAGACAGAACUUCCUCAGAUGUGCCUGAGACAGGUAUGGAGAUUGGAGGAAGUAUGGCAUCAUGGAGGAAAGAAGACAGAGGCAAGAGCAAGGAAAGAAAGAAUGAGUCAAGGAAAAAGAAAAGAAGAAAAAGAAAAGAG
Molecule: messenger RNA, 2748 nt
Organism: Electrophorus electricus (electric eel)
Lineage: Eukaryota; Metazoa; Chordata; Actinopteri; Gymnotiformes; Gymnotidae
Gene: chrna11
Product: cholinergic receptor, nicotinic, alpha 11
Biological process (GO): monoatomic ion transmembrane transport
Cellular component (GO): postsynaptic membrane
Molecular function (GO): acetylcholine-gated monoatomic cation-selective channel activity; transmembrane signaling receptor activity
Source: RefSeq, a predicted model, not a curated record